AUGUCGCAGUCCGGACUGCUACCCCAAGAUUUUGCCGACCAUGGCGCUCCUAAACGAAUGUUCAUCGCAUUCUUCAAAAGUCGACAAGUGAGGUUCUUCGCACUCUUUGGUGUUGGCCUCUAUCUCAUCAGGGCAUUCUUGUUGGACUCAUCCAAACCGGGUAAAGAAGACUACGCAGCCACGAAUCCCUGGCGGGACCUCCCGACUGACUCGGCCGUCCACUCAACCAUCCGGGAGGUGCUCUUCAUCAGCGAUACCCUCCGGGACGGCAUGCUCCCGACCUCGCUCCCGGGUGAUGACUACGACACGUACUCUGCCAUGCUACACAAUUUGGAGACGCGGCAAGAUGUCACUUGGCUAGUUAUCCAAGAGACCGGCGUCGACAGAACCAUCAUGGCCAUUGCCAAUCGUGGCGGACAUCAUAGUCCUAUCCCAGAGGAGCCCCACGACUUACAUGAGCGUGCCAAGACGCUUCACGGUCACUGGUCGGCGCUCGCUGCAGCCAGCGACAAACCAGAGAGAUGGGAAGCUCGGUUUGACACGACUUGUCUCCCGCCAUUGGCUGCCAGACAAGGCAGCGCAUCAGGACAAAAAGCCGGUUCAUUCAAGCUGGACUUGACUCCCGCACAGAAAGCAGAUGCGGAAGCCAGGUACAAGGCCUAUCGCAAGCGCAGGGAUCGCGCCGUGUCGUACCUCAAGGACCACCCGCCCAAACCAAUGGCCUGGGUGCCGGCGCAAACGGACCCGGAGAAGCAGCGCGGUUUCUGGGAAUCGCUGUUCAAUGACGGUGUCAUCAAGGCCGGACGUAACGUCGAGGGAGGAAAGCUGACGGGCAACCCGGGGUUCAAGCCCGUCUACCGUGAUCUCAUUACUGAGCGUGUCCCAUACGACUGGGUCAACCCGGAUGAGCAAGUGAAGGAGUACACUGAGGCGGAACAUCUGAAGGAGAUGGAGGCCUUCAGGGAAGAGUCCCGCGUCAGAAAGGAGAGGACGGACAAGCAGGCUGCUUACCAGGAAGAGCUCAGAGCCGAGGAGAGACGGAAGCGGGGAGAAAAGGAAGAGCUUUGA
Messenger RNA from Colletotrichum paranaense, 1068 nucleotides. RefSeq lists its product as uncharacterized. The transcript has a single exon. The record is from RefSeq and is a predicted model, not a curated record. NCBI's taxonomy places the organism in Eukaryota, Fungi, Ascomycota, Sordariomycetes, Glomerellales, Glomerellaceae. The coding region runs from base 1 to 1068 and encodes 355 amino acids.